Messenger RNA from Prunus persica (peach), 2196 nucleotides. Its product is annotated as protein trichome birefringence-like 14. Gene Ontology annotation, biological process: xyloglucan metabolic process; plant-type secondary cell wall biogenesis; xylan biosynthetic process. The record is from RefSeq and is a predicted model, not a curated record. NCBI's taxonomy places the organism in Eukaryota, Viridiplantae, Streptophyta, Magnoliopsida, Rosales, Rosaceae. The coding region runs from base 492 to 1883 and encodes 463 amino acids. Gene Ontology annotation, cellular component: Golgi apparatus. The transcript is spliced from 5 exons. Gene Ontology annotation, molecular function: acetyltransferase activity.
AGUUCAGCUUAUUUCUCAUUUUAAUAUUUUAAAUAAAUAAAAAAAUUCUGUUUCUUUGCGAAAAAUCUCUCUGCGUUUAGUUCUGCUUUCCACACCAAGUUGCUUCAUGCUUUUGCUCUUCCAUAUUCCCACCCCUUUCGAAGAGAGAGAGAGAUCCAAGGUUUCUGGGUUAGCGGAAGAAGAAGAAGACGAAGCUCUUGGUGUGUUGCGGUGCUAAUCGUCAGAGGAACGAAGGCCUCUCAUUUAUAGAGAGGUUGGUGGUGUGGGGUGCCGAUCUGUGUCGAAUGGUGGUCGCCAGAGAUGCUUCACGGGCUCGCAUUGUCUGCAAAAAGGCCUGAAGAAACUGAAAGAGGUGACCCAGCUCUGCUUUUUUUCUUCUACUGAGUAUGUGGCAACAAUCACCAGUGAAGGUUAUAUGAUGGAGUUUUGCUGAACGUAUUCCACUAUCAAAAAGUUGAGGUGCGUUUGAGCAAUUGCCUUUUGCUUGGGAGAUGAAAGGAGGAUAUAACUUUAGAUUGAUGGGAAAACCAAUCUCUCUCACUCUGGCUGCCUUGGUUUGUACAACCAUAUUAUUUUGGGCUUGGGAGAAAAAUCCUUUUGCUGAUACUCUACUACUGGCCCGGGAGCAUUUUACAGUGCCUUCAAUAGAUUUUCUUGGAGACUCUGCAAAUAAUUCCUCAAAACCUAUGAAGAAAAAUGAAAGUGUUCAAGGGAAGGAUUCACAUUUGAUCACAAAUGAAGAUACAAAAGUGGUAGAAAAUUUUGGCACUGCACCAAUAGAUUCUAUAGCCGCAUUCUCUCCUGGAAUGCAAGAAAGUGAUGGGAACAUGCAAUCUUCUUUCCAGACUGAAGCGUGUAAUUAUGCCAAGGGUAGAUGGGUUGCAGACAGCAGGCGGCCAUUGUAUUCUGGGUUGAAGUGUAAGCAGUGGUUAUCAGAAAUGUGGGCAUGUAGACUAACACAACGAACAGAUUUUUCUUUUGAGGGAUACCGAUGGAAGCCAAUGAAUUGUGAAAUGCCAGACUUUGAGCGCUCUACCUUCUUGAGAAGAAUGCAGGACAAAACAAUUGCUUUUAUAGGAGAUUCAUUGGGUCGACAGCAAUUCCAAUCUUUGAUGUGUAUGGCAAGUGGUGGUGAGGACAGCCCAGAAGUGCAGAAUGUCGGAAAGGAAUAUGGCCUUGUCAAACGUCGUGGAGCCAUCCGUCCUGAUGGCUGGGCUUAUCGAUUCCCAGACACUAAUACCACUAUCUUAUAUUACUGGUCAGCAAGCCUCUGCGAUCUGGUGCCCCUUAACAUCUCGGACAAAGCCAGUGAUAUUGCAAUGCAUCUGGAUCGUCCCCCGGCUUUCAUGAGACAAUUUCUUCAUCGCUUUGAUGUGCUUGUUCUUAAUACUGGGCAUCAUUGGAACAGGGGAAAGAUUAAUGGAAACCGGUGGGUAAUGUAUGUAGAUGGAAAGCCCAAUGAAGAUAAGAAGCGUGCAGAAAUUGGGAAUGCCAAGAAUUUUACUGUGUACAGUGUUGUCAGGUGGGUUGAUUCACAACUUCCAUCGCAUCCUCGCCUCAAAGCUUUCUUUCGGACUAUCUCACCGAGGCAUUUCUUUAACGGUGACUGGAAUACUGGGGGUACCUGUGAUAAUACUACUCCAUUGGCUGGAGGAAGUGAAGUGGUCCAAGAAGGAUCAAGUGAUUCAGUAAUCGAUGGUGCUUUGAAAGGUACAAAGAUAAAGAUUUUGGACAUAACUGCUCUUUCUCAAUUAAGGGAUGAGGGUCACAUAUCGCACUACAGCAUUAGAGGAAAAGGAAAUGCCGGUAUAAAUGAUUGCUUGCACUGGUGCCUACCUGGAAUUCCAGACGCAUGGAAUGAACUCCUUGCUGCACAAAUAUAGGAGGCUUUACCACAUCCACGUCGUAGAUCAAAUCUGCUAUUCUUCAUGGUCUGAAAAGAAGGCCAAUUGUUUUCUGGUAUGAAAUUCUUUUGUUGUAAAUUUCGGUGUUAAUAGAAAUAGGUAAAGCACCGAUUUCCAAAUCAUUUUCCAUUGAAUUGGAUGCUAGUUGUUCACACAGGUGUUUGAUUAACACCUAGAGAGUGAGCUGUACCCUCAUACUCUGAAUGGGUAGCAGUCUCUGCCUGUUGUACUCUACUCUAUUGUACCAUUGCUUGCCGCUAAUUAAUUUUAUGAGAGGUAUUUUUUCAGGCUC